GCCGUCGGCCAUGGCUCCGUGGAGAACCCCGAGGGCUGUGGAUGGCUAUUACCCCAGCCCUCUGCCAAGCUACAGAGAAGAGGCGACGUCGUCACCUGCUCAUUCUGGGAAUGGGCAUCCGGAGUACAUCGCCUUUGCCCUCGUUCCGGUGUUCUUCAUCAUGGGCCUUCUGGGCGUCCUCAUCUGCCAUCUGCUCAAGAAGAGAGGGUAUCGCUGCACUACGGAGGCAGAACAAGACCCAGAGGAGGAAAAGGCAGAGAAAAUAGAACUGAACGACAGCAUCAAUGACAACAGUGACACCGUGGGGCAAAUCGUUAACUUCAUCAUGAGGAACGAAGCCAACGCAGAUAUACUGAAGGCCAUGGUGGCUGAUAAGAGUGUGUCUGAUCCUGAAAGCCCCUUGACUCCGACCACGCCAGGUAGCCCUCCCCUCAGCCCGGGGCCGCUGUCCCCGGGAGGGACCCCCGGGAAGCACGGCUGUGGCCACCACCUGCACACCGUCGGAGGAGCCGUGGAGCAGGACAUCUGCAGCCGCUGUCGGCACAAGAGGUGGCACUUCAUCCGGCCGGCCACCAGAGCCAAAGAAGGGAGGGGCCGACGGCAAGGAGAGGUCACAGUUCUCUCUGUGGGAAGGUUCCGAGUCACGAAGGUGGAACAUAAGGCUAAUGCCAAGGAGCGCAGGAGUUUGAUGUCCGUCAGCGGGGGAGAGAGCGUGAACGGCGAAGUCCCCGCCACCCCUGUGAAGAGGGAGAGAAGUGACACAGAGUAGCAGGAGGACUCCUUGUUUGGAGAAGUUGGAGAGACUGAAAACCGGGAGAUCGGCAAUCCUGCAGUGCAAAUAACUCUGGGAUAUUUUCAUACAUCUUGGAUACUCUUUUUAGGAGGGGAGUUUCUUCUGGAGAAAGGUCAAGGACGGAGUGUGUGUCUGAUGGUGGCAGGAUGGUUUGUGAGCCCUGAGGCUUUUCUGGACCAAUGCCCAGCGGUGGAAAGCUUCUCGUUUUUAGGAAAAACCAAGGUCAGGCACACUUGACCCAAUGUCAUCUCCAUCCUGGCGAAGGUACGCGAGUUACACAAUGGUGGCAAUAUACGCGAUGGAAAAAAAGUGCAGUUUCACCAUUUGCUUGUGUGUGUGUUUGUGUGAGUGAGUGUGUGUGUGUCGGUGGGUGGGUGGGUGUCCAUCUGCCUUGUCCACCCAUCCCUCUUGGCUGUCUUUGGUAAUGAUCCCCUACUUUCAAGCUAGUGUAGAAUGAUACCAUUCAGUGAUGUCAGCAGCUCCUUAGCCUAUUGUCUUAACCAUGUGGUUCGGUCAUAGAAGAUGGGGCGUUUCAUCCUGCCAGUGCCCAUUUUUCUCCUUGCAGACUUUCUCCUGUGGUCAGGAUUCAGGAUGUCACCUACCCUCAGCGUUGUCUAGAAAUUAGUCCCAGAGAGCAUUUGGGUGCCAGACCCCAACCACAGCAAGAAGUGUCCCCUGGGCUAGGUAGGGGGAAACUGGCAUCCCCUCCUGGCCUUUGGACUUGUGCAGUAUAGUCUUGGGCCCCGCAAGGUCUUAGCCCACAGUGGGCAUCUGCCCCAUAGGCGUGUGAGAGCCCUUAGGAAGAGACAGCCUUUCCGCUUCUGGAGAGCAUGGCCCAGAAUUUCUCCAUGUGACUACACGUGACCACAAAGACCUGCCCCAAGCUCCUGCCCCCUCUCCUGAGACCACCUGCUCUGAUGGGGCAGAGUUGGGCCAGUCACAUUACUUCCCUCCCAUCCUGCCAUCCAAGAAGCCUUGUCCUUCCCAGACAGGAUAGGCCCGGGAAGCAGCAUUGGGAAGGGGACUACGGGUGAUUUUUGUAGCCAUUCCCAAGGCAGCUACCUGAAGGAACCAAAAGUGGGGCAAGGGUGGUAAAAUUGGGACAUCCAAGAGUGUUUAGCCAGAACAAGGCUGGAAUGAAGGUUUCGCUCUCUAAGAUGGUCACCCCAGUGAACUGUGUCAGUUUUCAGCCACAUAGCAUGGAUGUGUUGGGAAGAGGACUCUAGGGGAGUGAGGGAAUUCCUUUUCGGUAGGCUGAUGCUUGGGAGAGGGGCAAGUCGCAUAGAGUUAACCAAGAACAGCCAACUCAACAGUUGGGGGAGGGUCGGCUCGGCCUGCUUGGCCUGUCUGGGGACUGAGACUGUGGAUGAUGUUGUAGCUGCUUUAGCUUUUUGGGCUCCUGGACUCAGCAACUCCCACGGCAGCGUUGUAUGUGACUCCUGCAGGGAUGACACCAUCCUUGUUUCUGAGAAAGAAAGAUCGCAAGCAAGGCCACCCCCAACCCAUCCAAGGGCUAUUCCACUUCGGGUGUCCUGCAGAUACGAUUAUUGUCCUCAAGACCCUGCAAAAUUGAGAUCUUUCUGCCCCUGGAAGCGGUGGGGCAGGGUUGGAAGACACAAUGUGGUCUCUUCUUAAAUUGUUCCUCAUAAGAAAUCCUACAGGGUGUGUGUGUGUGUGUGUGUGCGUGUAUGGGUGGGUGUGUACAUAUGUACCUGCCAAUGGGCAGGAAAUAAACUUCCCAGAAUUCCAGGGAUCUGGGAUUCAAGGAGUAUUUUUGUUUGCUCAUUGUAAAUAUCUUUUGGGGUUGGGGGGAGUCUUUGAUAGUUCCUUCAAAACAAGGCCUAGAUUGAAAAGUCUUUGUUUUGUUAAACCCACAAGCAGCAGGUGUUUUCUUAAUGCUUUUUAAAAUAUCACGCCCUUGGUUCCCAGAGGGGUAAGUAUAAGCUGUUCAACAUCUAACGACUUUAAUACCCAUAGUUUAUUCUGGAUGGAGUGCUUUUUUCGGUCCUAAGUGGGGCAGGAGGGUCUGAAAUAUUUUGAGGUUCAUUUAAAUAUUAAAGCCAUUUUUUACACUCAAUUUAAGAUCUGUAUUUACCCAGCCUGCCGCAUUUUAAAUAUGCCCGAAGGGAAGCACCUGUUCCUUUGGCAGGAGGAAUUUUAUUGGUCUGUAGCAUUGGGCCAGCAGACAUUUUUCACUGUGCUCAAAACUACAGUUUACAACAACUCAGGAGUUUCUGCCUGCCCGGAGGGAUUGGAAACCCUCAUAAAGCCUAUCAUGAAAUAACACUAUAAUCUGAUCGCUGGAUAGAAGUGAGUCAGAUCCCAUCAGGUGUCAAAUUGGUAAAGGUGAUUUUUCUUAUUUUGCUUGUCAGAUAUAUUUUUAACUUUGUGGUUUGUACUUGAAGACUUUUGUACUACCAAAGCAAAGCUAAAAUAGAUAAUUAAAUUCC
Tachyglossus aculeatus (Australian echidna) is the source of this 3243-nucleotide messenger RNA. RefSeq names its product RELT like 1 (gene RELL1). Bases 11 to 769 code for a protein of 252 amino acids. Gene Ontology annotation, cellular component: plasma membrane. Lineage: Eukaryota; Metazoa; Chordata; Mammalia; Monotremata; Tachyglossidae. The record is from RefSeq and is a predicted model, not a curated record. Gene Ontology annotation, biological process: positive regulation of p38MAPK cascade. The transcript is spliced from 7 exons.